CGCGGCUGGGCUAGGCUAGGCUGGGCUAGGCUGGGCUAUAAAACCGAGCCGAGGCAGCGCAGCUGGCUCACACGGCCGCCGGAGCCCCGCAGCCAGCGCAGGACCCGUGCGCAGCUCUGCCUCCUCCUCCUCCUCCUGCUGCCUCCUUGUUUUUCCUGGAAUACUGAUCCGACCCCGCCAACAAGAUGUGCAAGGGACUCGCUGCGCUGCCAGCCACUUGCUUAAAAAGUGCCAAAGACAUGAAGCACCGCCUGGGCUUCUUGCUGCAGAAGUCAGAUUCCUGUGACUACAGCUCUUCCCAGGGCAAGAAGGAGAAGAUAUCUUCAAGCCAGAGGCUUAGCCAAGAGGAAGUCAGGAAAUGGGCAGAUUCCUUGGAAAAUCUGAUCCAUCACGACAGAGGACUGGCUGCUUUCCGUGCUUUUCUCAAGUCUGAGUACAGCGAGGAAAACAUCGAGUUUUGGGUCAGUUGUGAGGAGUACAAGAAAACCAAGUCACCAGCCAAGCUCAGCCCCAAGGCCAGGAAGAUUUAUGAUGAGUUCAUCUCAGUGCAGGCCACAAAAGAGGUGAACUUGGAUUCAUGCACACGGGAGAAGACCAGCCACAAUAUGCUGGAGCCCACGCUGUCCUGCUUCGAUGAGGCUCAGAGGAAAAUAUUCACCCUCAUGGAGAAGGAUUCUUACCGCCGCUUCCUCAAGUCCCCUUACUACCUGGACUUGGUCAGCCCGCCUGGCGCCGGCUGUGGGCCCGAAAACUGCAAAAGAAACCACACUCACAGCUUAGACUGCAACUCCAACAUCAUCUCCCAGUGUGCCUGAGCCUGCAGCACGGCAGGGCUGGGCUCUGCACAACAUAGGGCAGCAAAAGCACUCAUUGGCAUGAAGCAACAGAGCUGUCUCCAGUAGCUGUCUAAUGUCCCAGUUGUGUCCCAUGUCAUGCAACAGCCAGCAUUUGUAACCCCAUCCGGGCUCAGUGUGUGCAGCAAAGCCUCCUCUGAUGGGUCGGGGCAGGAGCUGGGGGCAGGGUCCAACAGGAGCUGGGGCUGUUUUUGGCAGGAGCUGGGGGCGGUGGCUGUGUGUGCCAGGCUUCUACCAGCCCUGCCAGCCCAGGAGCUGCUGUGCCAGCCCUGGCUCUGCCCACAGAGGGACCAGGCUGGCAAGGUCACCCCGUGACACCCAGCGAGGUGCAGGGCAGAGAGGAAGCCCAGGGAAGCGCUGGGGACUGGGAUCUCCCCUUUCCAAUCUGCAGAGGUUUAGGUGAAGAGGGCUGCUCUGGUCCUUAGCUAUCCAUAGCUCCUCGGUGUCCAGGCUGUCAGGAGUGUUUGCCCAGGGCUCAGGCUGUGCUGCAUUGCAGUACCAGGCACAGGAAGAGCUCCUGCUCUCUCUUGAAGGGAGACCAAAGCUUUUUGGACAGCCUCCCUCCAUCCCUACAGCCAGGGUUCAGGGGAGCCCAGC
Sturnus vulgaris (Common starling) is the source of this 1451-nucleotide messenger RNA. It is a transcript of the gene RGS4, whose product is annotated as regulator of G protein signaling 4. Lineage: Eukaryota; Metazoa; Chordata; Aves; Passeriformes; Sturnidae. The record is from RefSeq and is a predicted model, not a curated record.